AUGGCGCGGGCGAUGCUCGACAGCGGCAAGAUCGAGGAGGUGUAUCAGUUCAUCGCCGGAUUCGGGCAUCGCUAUGCCCGGCUGGCCAGUGGCGUGGCCGUGGGCAACAUGUUCUCCGGUCUGACCGCACUGGAGUUUCUGGAGGAAACCGCAAAAGAUCAUGGAGUUCCGGUAGACGAUGCAAAAAUCCAGGCCGUGCGCGCGGGCAUGGCCCGGGGUCUCCUGGAUAUGCUUGACCAGAUCGCCAAUGCGGCCGGUGAUGUUGUCCGUGAGAUUACCGCCGACGAAGCAUGGACCUUCCACAAUCGCAUCUUCACCGAGCUCAAUCUGCCGGUCGAUUCCUGGACGUUGAAUACGCCGUUCAAGCUGCUGGACGAACAGGAGCGUGCCGCCAUCUGGGACUCGAUGCUCGACAGCAACGGUCGUCUGCCAUGGGACACCAAGGCCGGCAUCGAACUGCUGGUCGAGGUGGUCAAGAACGCAGAGCACGAUCCGCAGGGCGCCGGCACAUGGUUCCUGCGCCUGGGGGCGAACGAGGAUGUGUACUCGGCAUGGCUGGCGCGGUUGAGCACCGAAAUGCUGGAGGACGGCUCCGGAUGGGUUGCCCGCCCCUUGGAUCCCUUCCUGUUCUUCACCGGCGCGCUGAUGCUGGAUGCCCAGGACGGGGAGUUCAACAAGGACCAGAUCCGCGAAUUCCUCAAUGCCCUGCCCGAGGUGCUGAAGCUGUCGGUCAAGCAAGGGAGCGGACUGACCGCCUAUGGCUCGCUGCAGGGUGAUGCCAUCGACGGUACCGAUGAGGCCGACGUCCUCUUCGGCCAGGAUGGCGCAGACGUGCUCUCUGGCCUGGCCGGCAACGAUGUGAUCGACGGCGGUACCGGCAACGAUACCCUGAACGGCGGCGCCGGCAAUGACGCACUGUUCGGUGGCGCGGGCAACGAUACGCUCGACGGCGGUACCGGCAGCGACCAGUUGCACGGCGGUCUGGGUUUUGACACCUACACCAUUGGUACUGGCCUGGCCGGCGAUCUGGAUACGAUCGUCGAUACCGACGGCAACGGUACCGUGAUCAUCAACGGCAACGGCGCUUGGGCCAACGGACUCAUCGCGACGUCAGCCACCACCUGGGAGAGCGCCGAUGGCCAGAUCAAGGUCAGCCACUCGGUCGCCAACGGUUCGAAGCUGAUCAUCCGCAGUGGCACCGACACCGGCAGCGUGAUGGUCGACGGCUGGAGCCAGGGCCACCUGGGCAUCACGCUGCCCGAGUUCAAGCCCGGCCAGGGAGGCACGGGAGGCACCGGGCUGGCUGAUUUCCUCAAUCCCUUCGUGAACAGCGUGCCCAGCGCUGCGGUCAACCUGUCCGGUGGCAAUGGCCGCGACAUGAUCUGGGGAACCGCGUUCGGCAGUGGUGACACCCUGGACGGUGGUGAAGGCAGUGACAUCAUCAACGGUCGCGGUGGCGCCGACAUCAUCACCGGCGGCGUCGGCCACGACUUCAUCUCCGGCCUGGGAUCGGGGACGAUCGCGCAUGGCGGAGAGGGCAAUGAUGUCCUCAACGCACAGUGGAACUUCGGCUUUGAUGUGCGCACGAAUUCACGUGUACCGAUUACCGAAUCCGGCAUCUGGCGCGACGUGGAGGCCUUCUUCAGCUGGAGCGCGAUGCAGAGGCUGGGACGCCGCGAUGAUGGCAGCCUGGCCAUCGGCUUCGACUAUGGCCUGUCGGGCAUGUUCGAUUUCAGUGGCGCCUCGGUGGCGCCAGGCUGGACGUUCAGAUUCCGGCGCCUGGACAAUGAUACCUACACCCUGGUCUACAGCAGCGCCACCGAGCCGGAUGGCAUCGCGCUGGGCCAGGGAAGGAUCACCACGGAGGGCGGCUCCGGCAUCACCUACACCAGCGGUGUGAGCCUGUUUGGCGAAGACGGCAACGACCAGCUCGGUGGCAGCAGUGCAGCGGAUUACCUCGAUGGGGGAGAUGGUGACGAUGCGAUCAGUGGAGAAGGCGGCCACGAUGUGAUCCUGGCCGGGGCCGGCAACGACCAGGUGGCCGGCGGUGAUGGCAACGACAGCAUCGACGGCGGUGCCGGCAACGACGAGAUGUGGGGGGAAGGUGGAAAUGACCUGAUCGACGGUGGAGACGGUGAUGAUCUGAUCUGGGGUGACUACUACCCGCAAUCCGGAAUCGUUGGCGGCGGCAACGACAUCCUGCGGGGUGGCGCCGGCAAUGACCAGCUGUCCGGCCAGGCUGGCGAUGAUCUGCUGUCCGGCGGCAUUGGCAACGAUCUUCUGGUUGGCGGUACCGGCAAUGAUCGCCUGGUGGGCGAAGACGGUGACGAUGAGCUGCAGGGCGAAGACGGUGACGACACCCUUGACGGCGGCAAUGGCGCCGACCGGCUGUUCGGGCAGGAUGGCAAUGAUGUUCUGCUGGGAGGCGAGGGCGCCGAUCAUCUGGAAGGUGGCGAUGGCAAUGAUCAUCUCGAUGGUGGCGCCGGCAAGGAUGUGCUGAUCGGCGGCGAAGGCGAUGACACGCUCAUGGGUGGCGAGGGCGACGACGAACUGUGGGGUGGGACUGGCAAGGACACACUGUCCGGUGGCGAGGGCGCCGACACCCUGCGCGGUGAAGCGGGCGACGAUGUGCUUGCCGGCGGUGCGGGCAACGACAUGUUGAUGGGCGGCGAUGGGCGCGACACGCUCGACGGCGGCGAUGGCGACGACGAGCUGCAGGGUGGCGCCGGCAAUGAUUCCCUGAACGGCGGCAACGGCGCUGAUCGUCUGUUUGGUGAGGAUGGCAACGACAGCCUGUAUGGCGGCGCCGGUGAUGACGUCCUGGCCGGCGAUGGCGGUGCCGGCAGUUCCGGUGCGGCUGGCAAUGACUAUCUCGACGGCGGAGCUGGCAACGACGUGCUGUUCGGGCAGGGCGGGCACGACGAGCUCAAUGGCGGAGCCGGCGAUGACAGAUUGUACGGUGAUGAAGACAAUGGCCCGGGAGGCAACGAUACGCUGCGCGGUGGCGCAGGCAAUGACCUGCUGUCCGGCGGCGCCGGCGACGACAUCCUGGAUGGCGGCACCGGCAAUGACGUGCUCUACGGUGGCACCGGCAACAACCAGUACCACUUCGAAGCGGGGUUUGGUAUCGAUCAUGUCUACCUGCAGGAGGGCAAUCCGGGUAGUGAUCGCAUCACCUUCGGUUCAAGCAUCAACCAGGCCGACCUGCACUACGAGGCGUACGGGCUGGAUCUGAUCAUCCGCCACAUCAACGGCGCUGAUACGGUGGUGGUGCACAACUACUUUGCAUCCACCGGAGCGGGCGGGAUCGCAGUGGGCGGCACCGACGUCACCGAUCGCGGCCGCCUGGAGGAACAACUGGAGCUGCCGUCGCUUGUCUUCGGUACCGGCGGUGAUGACAGCAUGCUGGGCACCAGCGGCGAUGACAGUCUGUAUGGCGCCGACGGCAACGAUACGCUGAUGGGCCUGGAGGGCAACGACCGGCUGUUCGGGGGCGGCGGCGAUGACCUGCUGAUCGGUGGUUUUGGCCAUGACGUGCUCGACGGCGGCGCCGGCAACGACAUCUAUCACUACGACUUCGGUCAUGGCUACGACCGCAUCAUCAAUCUGGGCAGCGCCGAGGCGGGCACGGACAUCAUCCGAAUCGGCCCUGGGCUGACUCGGGCGAUGAUCAACAACUCACUGAGCCUGGAUGGAUUCCUUGCCGGGAGCAAUCGCAGCCACAUCAUCGAAUUCGACGAUGGCACGUGGAUGAGCGCCGAGGACUUCGUCGAGACGGCGCGCAGCUGGAACGGUACCGACGGUGACGAUACAUACACGGCGACCGAUGAAGGCAACAACCUGCGUGCCGGUGCCGGCAACGAUAUCGUCCAUGGCCAGGGGGGCAAUGAUCGAAUCUUCGGCGGCGAAGGCGACGAUCAGCUGUUCGGUGGCGACGGCAACGAUGUGAUCUACGGCGAUGGCGGCGCGGACGUGCUUGAUGGCGGCGCCGGUGACGACAUGCUGUAUGCCAACGAGUUCGGCGACGGCAGUCCCGAUAUCCUGCGCGGCGUGGACACCGUCUUUGCCGAGUCCUUCUCGUACACCUUGACGGCCAAUGUCGAGAAUCUGGUGGGCGUGUUCAACAGCAGUACCUGGCAUUGGCAGAAUCCGUCCUAUCCCGGUUGGAUCGUGCACAUUCCCCGCAGCUUGGUCGGCAAUGAUCUGGACAACAUCAUCCAGUUCGGCAAGCCGUCGUACAUGGGCAGCCAUAGUGGACGUUAUUACGUGCUUGACGGUGGUGCCGGCAAUGACACGCUGAUCGGAACCGAGGCCAACGAAACCUAUGUGGUCGACAGCCUUGGCGAUGUGAUCAUCGAAGGUGACUGGGGCUCUGACAACCGCUUCUCCAUUGAUACGGUGCGUGCCAGCCUGUCCUAUUCGAUCGCCAAUCUGGUCAACAUCGAGAACCUCGAGCUGGUUGGCAGUGGCGAUUGGGCAGGUUGGGGCAAUGCGGGCAACAACACGCUCAACGGCCGCACGUCGAUGGGUGCCAACCACCUGUACGGUGGGAUGGGCGAUGAUCGCUACAUCAUCAGUGCCAACGAUACGGUGGUGGAGCUGGCCGGCGAGGGCAACGAUACCGUGGUGAUUGACGCCAUCGAGGAUGGCGCGCCACAGAACCAGUGGUUCGAUGUCGCCAAUUUCGCAAAUAUCGAGAACCUGGAGCUGGGCAACAACCUGGUGCCUGAUGGACGCGGCGCGGGCACCAUCAACGGUGGCGCGUUCCAUGCGAAUCUGCGCGGCGAUGCCGGUGACAACGUCCUGACCGGAAACGGGUUCAGCAACGAGAUCCGCGGUGGCGGAGGCAACGAUACUCUCAAAGGCGGCGAUCGUGAGCCGAACACGGUCUACAAGGCCAGCCGGGACUACCUGUACGGUGAAGAGGGCAAUGAUCUGCUGAUCGCAGGCCAGGGCGGUGCGGACCUGCAUGGCGGUACCGGCGAUGACGUGCUCAGGGGCGGUUAUGGCGACGACGAUUUCCACUACGGAAUAGGCGAUGGUCGCGAUACGGUGGAUUCCUGGGCCGGCGCCGGCCGCGACCGUGUGGUGUUUGGCGCAGGGAUCGACCCGGACCACGUCACCUUCAGUCGCAGCGGUCUGGACCUGAUCGUGCAGGUCGGCAGCGAUCCGAAUGAUCAGCUUACGGUCAGCAGCUACUGGUAUGAGGAGGGCGACAGGCUGGUGGUGCGUGGGGUGAUCGACCACUUCCUGUUCGCCGACGGCACCGUGCGCCGCGGCGAUCUGCACCAGCUGCCGUACACCAAUAAGCCUCCGGUCACGCUGAUCCCGUUCGUCGAGUUCGAGGCCAUCGGUGAGACCGCCUUCUCGGCGAAGAUUCCCUCGGGCAUGUUCCAGGAUGAGGCACAGGACACGCUGACCUAUUCGCUGAGUGAGAACGCGCCAGCCUGGCUGGUCAUCGAUCCGCUCACCGGCGAGCUUACGGGCACACCGCCCAAUGGCGGUGCGGAUCUUUCGCUGGACAUCAUCGCCGCCGACAGCUGGGGGCAGCGCACCACGGCCUGGCUGACGGUGAAUGUACGCAACGUGCUGCGGGUACCGACGGCGCGGAUGUACUUGCCGGCACCCAGUGCCGGUGAUCGCCUGUAUGGCGGUGAGGGCGACGAUAUCUAUGUGGUGAGCGACCCGAGCCAGCAGGUGAUCGAACUGGCCGGCGGCGGUGACGACACUGUUCGCAGUGGCAGCCAUCGCUACGUGCUGGGCGAGAAUGUCGAGCGGCUCGAGCUGCUGGACGAUCGCCUGGUCGGCGGUGGCGGCGAUGAUACCUACGUGGUCGACAGUGCCGGCGACGUUGUCAUCGAGGUGGCCGGCGAAGGCAUCGAUACCGUGGAGUCGGCGCUGGACUGGCAGCUGGGCGACCAUCUGGAGAACCUGGUGCUGACCGGCUCCGGCAACCUGAGCGGGGUUGGCAACAGCCUGGACAACGAGCUGUAUGGCAAUGAUGGCAACAAUCGGCUCGAAGGCGGCCUGGGUGCUGAUCGUCUGUACGGUGGCCUGGGCGAUGAUCUGUACAUCAUCGAGUCGGCCCAGGAUCGCGUGUUCGAGGACGAAGGCGGCGGCCUGGAUACCAUCGAGCGCCGCUUCGAGACGAACCUGAUCCUGGCCGACAAUGUCGAGAACCUGAUCCUGGCCAACGGCAUUGUGUCCGGCAACGGCAACGCGUUGGACAAUGUCAUCAAUGGCAACGCUGCGGCAAACAAGCUGAGCGGCAUGGACGGCAACGACACCCUUGUCGGUGGUGAUGGCGAUGACCAGCUAUGGGGCGGCAGCGGUGACGAUGUCCUGCGCGGUGACAAUGGUGCGGACUAUCUUGACGGCGGCAGCGGUGCUGAUCAGAUGAGUGGUGGCGCAGGCAAUGACAUCUACAUCGUGGACAAUACGGCGGACACGAUCAUCGAGCUUGCCGGCGGUGGCACUGACCAGGUGCAGUCUUCGGCUUCCUACACGCUGUCGGCGGAUCUGGAGAACCUGUUCCUGACCGGAAGUGCUGACAUCAACGGGACCGGCAACGCGCUGGGCAACUACCUGGCGGGCAACAGCGGCAGCAACACGCUCAACGGAGGAGGCGGCAACGACACGCUCAGUGGUGGGGGCGGCAACGAUACCCUGCUGGGCGGAGCUGGCAAUGACGCCUAUCUGGUCGAUGCGAACUCGGGCAGCGAUGUGGUCGACAAUACCGGUGGCGGCAACGAUACGGUGUUCUUCCAGAACGGCGUCACCCGGGAGCGGCUGAGCUUCUCCCGCGAGGGGGAUGACCUGUUGAUCCGGAUCGACCAGGCAGCCACGCCGGCGGUGCGCGUGCGCAAUCACUUCCUCGGCGGGGACUGGGCCAUCGAUCAGGUUCAGCCUGACGGAGGCAGUUCACUCAGCGCGGCCCAGAUCAAUCAGCUGGUGAGUGGCGGCAGUGGGGGCGGAUUCGACAAGACCAUCACCGGCACCUCGGCGGGAGAGCAGUUGGUGGGCACUGCCGGCAAGGACCUGAUCGAGGGACUGGGGGGCGAUGACACGCUGUUCGGCAUGGCAGGCGACGACACGCUGCGCGGAGGCGAUGGCAAUGAUCAGCUUGCAGGCGGCAACGGCAGCGCUGCGGGCUCCGGCAACGACCGGCUCGAGGGCGGGGCAGGCAACGAUACCCUGCGCGGCCAGGAUGGCAACAACGUGCUUGUGGGUGGCAGUGGCGAUGACCAGUACAUCCAUGGCGGCGGAAACGAUGUGAUCGACAAUACGGGGGGCGGCGUCGACUGGCUGUUCUUCCAGAACGGCAUUACCACCGGACAGCUUGCUUUCACCCGCGAAGGUGACAAUCUGGUGAUCGUUGUGAACGGAAACGCCAACCAGCGCGUCACGGUGACCAAUCACUUCCUCGGCGGUGACUGGGCGCUCGACUACCUGCAGGCUGCCACCGGCAAUGCGCUCAACACCGCGGCCAUCAAUGCGCUGGUCAGCAACGGCGGCGGUGACGGCGGAGGUACGCCGGGCGCCGGAAACGAUGCCGACUACCCGUCCAAGAUCAACGGUACGGCGAACGCCGAGCAGUUGGUCGGUACCAGCGGGCGUGACCUGAUCAAGGGCCUUGCCGGCGACGACAAGUUGUUCGGAAUGGGGGGCGAUGACAAGCUGGAAGGCGGCGAUGGCAAUGAUUACCUGUCCGGUGGCAACGGCAGCUUCAGCGGAUCAGGCAAGGACAUCCUGAUCGGUGGCGCCGGCGAUGACCAGCUGGUGGGCGAAGAUGGCGAUGACAUGCUCAUCGGCGGAGUGGGCAACGACACCUAUUUCUACCGGGCCGGAUCGGGCGCCGAUACGGUGGACAACACCGGCGGUGGUACCGACUGGUUGUACUUCGAUGGCAUUGAUCGCAGCCGCCUGAGUUAUCACCGUGACGGCGAUGAUCUGGUCGUCAGGGUGGAUGGCAGCGCCGGGCAGCAGAUGCGUGUGCUUCGUCAUUUCCAGGGUGGGCAGUACGCCAUCGCUUUCGUGCAGCCUGGCGAUGGUGACUACGCCAUCACCGCCGAUCAGAUUGCCAGUCAGUUGACACCGAUGACGGCACUUCGCACCAGCAUGACGUCUGACGCUGCGCCUGCGCCGGAGGGAAUGUCGCUGGAGGCCGAGCUGCAGCAUCUGGUAGGGGCCAUGGGCGCGUUCCGGGCAGGUGCUGCCACCGGGCUCGUUGGCGAUGUACCUGUGCAGCUGGCCGAUGUCGACCCAUCCCUGUGGGCGGGUGCACUGCACCGUCAGGAGGCGCGCGCCACACUUGUGCCGGGCUGA
Cylicocyclus nassatus is the source of this 8325-nucleotide messenger RNA. The record is from the annotation of a GenBank genome assembly. Lineage: Eukaryota; Metazoa; Nematoda; Chromadorea; Rhabditida; Strongylidae.